GCGGACGGAACAGUUACAGAUUUAAGGUUUCCCUCUACCUCCGGACUGAAAGUGGAUGUAACGUGUGAGCCAAACAGACAAAAUGCUAAAGCAAAUAGUGCAAAAGAUAAGAUAAAAAGAACUCGAGAGUGAUAAGCGAUAAGCGUGGGUGUUGGAUUAGUAUCGGAUGCUGUUCCCACAUCGAGCACAAUAACCCAACAAAAAAAAAAAAUAAAACUGAGAUAGUCUUAUUUGUCGUGCGUUGAACUCUUCAGCUGCAGCUGCAUCUUUACGAUGUCCGCAGAGGAUUUAAGUGCACAGUCGGGUCUGUGCCUGGAGUGGAAGCAGCUCAACUAUUAUGUGCCAGCCCAGGAGCAGAGCAACUACAGCUUCUGGAAUGAGUGCAAAAAGAAGCAGGAGCUUCAAAUUUUACAUGACGUCAGCGGUCACCUCAAAACCGGCGACCUCAUCGCCAUUUUGGGCGGAUCGGGGGCGGGCAAAACCACAUUAUUGGCAGCGAUUUCGCAACGUUUGCGCGGUAAUUUAACCGGCGAUGUGGUUUUAAACGGCAUGGCCAUGGAACGGGAUCAGAUGACACGCAUCUCCAGCUUUCUGCCACAGUUUGAGAUCAAUGUUAAAACCUUUACCGCCUACGAGCAUCUGUAUUUUAUGUCGCACUUCAAGAUGCAUCGCAAAACCACAAAGGCGGAGAAGCGUCAGCGUGUCUCGGAUCUUCUCUUAGCUGUGGGACUAAGGGAUGCGGCACACACACGCAUCCAGCAGCUGUCGGGCGGCGAGCGAAAGCGUCUCAGUUUGGCCGAGGAACUCAUCACCGAUCCCAUCUUUCUGUUCUGCGAUGAGCCCACCACGGGACUCGAUAGCUUCAGUGCCUACUCCGUCAUCAAGACACUCCGCCAUCUCUGCACACGGCGACGAAUUACGAAACACUCGCUGAGCAAGGUCUAUGGCGAGGAUUCGUUUGGCACGCCCAGUGAUGGCAACAGCUCGGGCAGCAACUCCAUUGAAAUGGAAUUUGUGGAAAACUCCCAUGAAAGUCUGCUGCAGUCCAUGAAGGAGCUGCCCACGUUGAGCGUCCUCAACAAUAGUCCCAACGGCACACAGAAGAAGGCGGCCAUCUGUUCGAUUCACCAGCCCACAUCGGACAUCUUUGAGCUCUUCACGCACAUCAUUCUCAUGGAUGGCGGUCGCAUUAUCUAUCAGGGUCGCACAGAGCAGGCGGCCAAGUUCUUCACAGACAUGGGCUUCCUGCUGCCACUGAACUGUAAUCCCGCCGACUUCUAUCUGAAGACCCUGGUGGACAGCCAUGGCAAGGAGAACGCUGGCGAAAAGCUUCGCAUCAGGUAUGAGCAUGAGACGGAUGGUCUCUAUACCGGCAGCUGGUUGCUGGCCAGGAACUACAGCGGUGACUAUCUGAAGCAUGUGCAGAACUUCAAGAAGAUACGCUGGAUAUAUCAGGUGUAUCUGCUGAUCAUACGCUUCAUGACCGAGGAUCUGCGUAAUAUUAAGGAUGGACUGAUUGGCUUUGGCUUCUUCAUGGCCACCGCGGUGACGCUCUCUCUGAUGUACUCCGGUGUGGGUGGCCUGACGCAACGCACCAUCCAAGAUGUGGGCGGCUCCAUAUUCAUGCUCAGCAACGAGAUGAUCUUCACCUUCAGCUACGGCGUCACGUACAUUUUUCCAUAUUCAUUACCUAUCAUCAGAAGAGAAGUGGGCGAAGGCACCUACAGUCUGUCCGCCUAUUAUGUGGCUUUAGUUGUGUCCUUUGUGCCGGCGGCUUUCUUCAAGGGCUACAUGUUUUUGUCGGUGAUCUAUGCAUCCAUUUAUUAUACACGCGGAUUUCUUCUCUACGUAACCAUGGGCUUUCUGAUGAGUCUGUCGGCGAUUGCCGCCGUCGGCUAUGGCGUUUUUCUCUCCAGCCUUUUUGAGACCGACAAAAUGGCAUCGGAGUGUGCUGCGCCCUUCGAUCUGAUCUUUCUCAUCUUUGGCGGCACCUACAUGAAUGUCGAUUCGGUGCCCGUGCUCAAGUACUUCUCGCUCUUCUUCUACUCAAACGAGGCACUAAUGUACAAUUACUGGAUUGACAUUGACAACAUAGAUUGCCCUGUCAACGAUGAGCAUCCCUGUGUCAAGAGCGGCUUGGAGGUGCUGCAACAGGCCUCCUUCCGCACCGCCGAAUACACCUAUUGGAUAGACUGUGUCAGUCUUUUGCUGGUCGCCUUGGCCUUCCACAUAGUCUCAUUCAACUUGGUGAAACGUUACAUUAAUCGCAGUGGUUACUAUUGAGUG
Drosophila albomicans is the source of this 2286-nucleotide messenger RNA. RefSeq names its product protein brown. Gene Ontology annotation, cellular component: plasma membrane. The record is from RefSeq and is a predicted model, not a curated record. Gene Ontology annotation, biological process: transmembrane transport. The transcript has 5 exons. The coding region runs from base 274 to 2283 and encodes 669 amino acids. Gene Ontology annotation, molecular function: ATP hydrolysis activity; ABC-type transporter activity; ATP binding. Lineage: Eukaryota; Metazoa; Arthropoda; Insecta; Diptera; Drosophilidae.